Molecule: messenger RNA, 817 nt
Organism: Sceloporus undulatus (fence lizard)
Lineage: Eukaryota; Metazoa; Chordata; Lepidosauria; Squamata; Phrynosomatidae
Gene: ACYP1
Product: acylphosphatase 1
Exons: 2
Coding region: 265-564 (99 amino acids)
Molecular function (GO): acylphosphatase activity
Source: RefSeq, a predicted model, not a curated record
AAGGGGCAGCUCCUGCCCGCUCUUCUCUCUCCAUGAGGCUGCGAGGAAAGGCGGCACCGGCGGGGAAGCGCCCCUGGCCCGCCUCCUCCUCGUCCCUCCUCUUGGAGAAGUGGGCAAGGGCCCUUGUUUCCCUCCUCCUGCCUCCUCCUCCUCUCUCUCCUCCCUUGAGCCUGGAGCCCUGCGGGUGGCGGACAUGGCCCGGCCCGGCCCUCCUCCUCUCCCGGUCUAACGUGUCUCUGUCUUUUGAUCCAGGGCCCCCCAGCCAUGGCCGAGGGAGACGGCCUCCUCUCGGUCGAUUACGAGGUCUUCGGCAAAGUCCAAGGGGUGUUCUUCCGCAAAUACACGCAGGCACAAGGGAAAAAGCUAGGUGUGGUUGGCUGGGUCCAGAACACUGACUAUGGCUCCGUGAAAGGACAGAUCCAAGGCCCAACUGUCAAGGUGCGGCAGCUUCAAGAAUGGCUUCGGAAGACAGGAAGUCCCAAGUCCAACAUUGAGAAAGCUGAAUUCCGCAAUGAGAAGAAGAUUGCUCAUUUAGACCAUAGUGACUUUUGUAUUGUCAAAUAAGAAGAGCCAAGGGAGGGAACCAUUUAAUUAAUGGAAAGAGCCUCAAGAUCCCUUUUCUUUUUAUUCAUUGUUCACAUGCAGAUUUGUUCAGUCCUAAGUUUUAUUUAUUUGUUUAUAUAUUUAUUUAUUUAAUAUUGUUAUUGCAUUGAAUGUUCUAAUAUACAGACAGACUCAGUGACCUAUGAACUUGGCAUGCUGAUAUUUCACAUGUACAGGAGUAUAUGCAAAAAUUGGAUUGCCACACCAAAAAGUU